UGCACGAGUAUUUUUACCAACUUUUUGAAGCAAUUAUUUUCUAACCAUCAUCUACGGGAUCUACCAUGCACCUUAACACAAAACCGGACUCUCCAUGAUUAGGUGAAGAUCGAAGAUGCGACGACAAUGGAGAGCUAUUAUUAUUUGAUGCUUCCUACAGGCAAUAUUGGAAAGAUUACCAUUUUCAAAGCUGACUUCCUCCAAGAAUCGCGGUGCGGUCAUGUGUUUUUGGAGCGGAGAGACUUCUAAGGCAGUAUUUCAAAUGCAUGAUCUGACCAUCCCUGUCUGCGGUGUGCUGUUUACGGUAAAGUUGUAGGAUGAUGAGCAGUGAUUUGGAGCGCGUUUCACUCAAUUCAACGACGGCUAACUCGGGAACCGGGUCGGGUGGCCGCGCGCUGUCAGCAAACGUUCGGAAGCUUCACAAUGCGCUCAACCUGCUGCUCACAGACUUCGAGAGAGAACAGUUCAUCCACUGUCUCAAUGUUUACCACGCUAAGCGCAACGUCUUCGACUUGGUUCAAACUCUCAAAAUAAUCCUCAACACGCCGAACAAACGACAACUCCUCCCCAUGUUGCGGUUGGUCAUUCCGCGCUCAGACCAGCUGUUGUUUGACCAAUAUACUUCCGAGGGCCUGUACCUUAAAACGGACCAUCUACCGCCAAACAGUGGUAACAACCCUGAAAGCUUUGGAGGAGAAAUCCGCCAAGUGACAUUGAGACGCAGCAAGAGCAAUGAGGGUUUAGGGUUCAGCAUCCGGGGAGGCUCCGAGCACAGUGUGGGAAUCUAUGUGUCGCUAGUAGAACCCGGAUCUUUCGCUGAGAAUGAGGGACUGAGGGUCGGGGAUCAGAUAGUGACUGUUAACGACAUGCUGUUUGACAGACUCUCACACAUGGAGGCAGUCAAGGUCCUGAAGGGCUGUAAGAAGCUGGCCAUGUCAGUGUGUUCUGUGGGCCGUAUCCCUGGUGGUUAUAUCACUAACCACAUCUACACCUGGGUGGACCCUCAGGGCCGCAGUGUCUCCCCUCCCUCCGACCUGGAGCAGCAGGAGCAGCACAGCACCCUGGGACGGCAGGACAGCCAGAGACGUGGCCACACACUGGAGAGGCCAGAGAAGACAGUCACCCUAAACCUGAACGAUGGUCUCUCUCUGGGCCUGAUGAUCAGAGGAGGGGCGGAGUACGGCCUGGGCAUAUACAUUACUGGAGUAGACCCAGGAUCAGCCGCAGACCACGGGGGACUCAAGGUGGGCGACCAGUUGCUGGAGGUGAAUGGGCAAAGCUUCGUGGCCAUCUCCCAUGACGAGGCGGUGAGGAUCCUGAAAACGUGCCGCCACCUGCUGGUGAGGGUGAGAGAUGUUGGCCGCCUGCCCCAUGCCCGCACCGUGGUGGACCAGACCAAAUGGAUCAGCAGCCCUAGCCCCCCCAACCCACCGCCCAUAGCAGAGAGCACCGCCAGCCCAGCUACUAAACGGCCAUCUUCAGCGCGGGCUAUACCUGUAUUAGGAAAGUCAGUGUGUCGAGGUGUGGGGCACCCAGGUUCCAAGGUGUCUCUGGAGGAGCAGGCCUUCCUGCUGCUGACAGACCCAGAGAGGCAGACCAUGGGCUACUACCUGCAGGAGUACCAGGAGGGACACAUCAGCCUGGAGCCCCUGGCUAUGGCCCUGUUUGAACUUUUCAACACCCACGCCAAGUUAUCCCUGCUGUCUGAGGUACGUAGCCUGGUGGCUCCCCAGGACCUGGAGCUGUAUGAUGGGCUGGUGCUGCACCGUGAGAGGGAGGCUCUGAAGGCCUGGCAUGGAGAAAAAGGAACGUUGCACCCACACAGCCGCUGUGUACACACAGAGCCCUCAGCCAGCCACAACCACUCCAACCCCACCACGGGAAAGAAAGAAGUGCAGUCUACAGCUGAAUCUCCUCCGUCCUUCAAGCCUUCUCUUCCCCCCGGCCAUACCCAGACCAGAUACCCCAGGGAGAGGGACCCUUCCAAGCGCCCCUCAUCCAGACACUCCCAGUCUGGCCUGAUCUUUACUGCCCCCACCAGGCUACACCAGGAAUGUCACCACAAAUCCCUCAAAGCCUUCAGCUCCUCCAACCACCAAACCUCCACCUCCCCUAGUUCUGACUUCCAUCACACCUGUCCCAACCCUGGCCACCAAAACAGCCCCAACCCUGGCACCAACCACAGUGCCUAUCCAAGCUCUGGUCAUCAGACAUCCAUAAACUCUCUUCACCACACCUGCCAAAACUCCCUCCACAUCUCCACCCCAACCUCUGACCACAACCCCCACCACCACCACCCCCACCAAGGCUGCCCCAGCUCUGGCCACCAUACCUGCCCCGGCUCCCUUCAUCACAACCCCUUGUGGUUCCCCUCUGCUCCUCCAAACAAGGAGACGACCAUCAAGCACCCCAUCUUCAGAUCCUGUUCCAAUGAGAAGCGUGCUACCUCCCCUAAGACUGCCUCCCCUUGUCUCUCACCGUGUCCCUCCCCUGGUCUCUCCCCAUGUCUGUCCCCCUGUCCCUCCCCCUGUCCCACUCUCGCUGUGCUGAGGCCACCCCCCUGUAGCCCAGACAGACCCUGCUCUCCCUGUUCUCCCUCCCUCAGCCAGGGAGGUCAAUGUGUCAUGGCAGAUGUACACAGACUGACUGCUGAGGUCAGGCCCCAGCCCCAGCAGAGAGGCGCCACAUUGUCCCAGCUGUCAGACAGUGGUCAGACUCUGAGUGAGGACAGUGGGGUGGAUAUUGCUGAGGCAGGAGGGCUGAGUAAAGACAGCAGUCCUCGGCCCAGUAAGAACCAGGCCACACAGGAGUCCCGAGGGGCCCAGGGACCUGCAGCACAGGCAUCCAAACAGCAUCCUGUCUCUCCAGUGGCCACCCCUACCCUGGUACAUGUGGUAAAGAAUGCCAAUACUUUGGGUAUCGCUAUAGAGGGAGGGGCAAACACACGCCAGCUGCUGCCACGCAUCGUCACCAUACAGAAGGGGGGCUCGGCACACGGUUGUGGGCAGCUGAAGGUGGGUCAGGUGAUUCUGGAAGUGAAUGGUGUCUCCCUGAGGGGCCGGGAGCACCAGGACGCUGCUUGCAUCAUCGCUGAGGCCUUCAAGUCCAAAGAGAGGGACCACAUUGACUUCCUCGUCACAGAGUUAAACGCAGCCCUCCUGCAGAGCCUUUAGCAGGGUCGUAUUCAUUAGCCACCAGACAGAAGAAAACGGACUGAAAUGCUUGUUCCUGUUUUCCUGCAGGGGCUUUAGCAGGACUUUGCACUUUAAAGAGGUGGAACGGAAGGAGAAGGAGAGAACGGAAGGAGGGAGAGGUCUGAGUGUUAAUAAAGACAAUCUAUCUUAGUCUCUUCUAAGCCAGUUCUCCUUUCCCACUUUGGCUGUAGAUCCCAACCAGGCUUGGCAUGUAGAGUUAUAUUGCCAAAAUUCAUGACAUUCUGCAUUAAGAAGAACUCUCACCAAUAGAACCUAAUAGAACCUAAGAAGAACCCACCAGUAGAACCUGAGAAGAACCCACCAAUAGAACCUAAUAGAACCUAAUAAUAACUCACCAAUAUAACCUAAUAGAACAUAAGAAGAACCCACCAAUAAAACUAAUAGCAUUGAACUGAAAUCUUGGAAAUCACAGCUUAUAACUAAAAUAUCAAUGCUGUGAUGACAUUAAUGAUGUAAUUCCAUGUAGCUGCUUUUGACUGUCCCUGCUCGCUCCUCUCCAAUAGGUCUGCCAUUCGUAGGAGCUCUCCCCUGGAAGUGGUUAUACCAAGCUGGUGCUUUGAAAAUUGAUAUCAUUUCUAUCUAAUCUUAGUCGAACUAUACCUUUAUUCCAUCUCUAAAAUACUUGUUUUGUAUCAUUUCUGUAAUGUUUUAUGAACACCCUAUAUAUUGUAUAUAGUAUAUAUUGUAUAUAGCACUGAAACACCUUUAAGAGGUAGAGGUUUAGAGCUAUUUAUAACACUAGGUCAUCUGUAUG
Molecule: messenger RNA, 3969 nt
Organism: Coregonus clupeaformis (lake whitefish)
Lineage: Eukaryota; Metazoa; Chordata; Actinopteri; Salmoniformes; Salmonidae
Product: whirlin-like
Exons: 12
Coding region: 318-3173 (951 amino acids)
Biological process (GO): sensory perception of sound; auditory receptor cell stereocilium organization
Cellular component (GO): cilium; stereocilia ankle link complex; photoreceptor inner segment
Molecular function (GO): protein binding
Source: RefSeq, a predicted model, not a curated record